UCCUUUAUUUCUCUCGUCAUCUGAACCGGAAAUCAACAGAAGGCUGACAGAGGCUCUGGUGCAGGUCCGACCCGGAGCUUUCAGUCAUGGUCUUCGAGUCUGUGGUCAGCGACCUGCUCAACAAGUUCAUCGGGGACUACGUGGAGAACCUUGACAAGUCCCAGCUCAAGAUCGGGAUCUGGGGAGGAAAUGUUGUACUCGAGAACCUAAAAGUGAAGGAGAAUGCUUUGAGUGAGUUUGACGUUCCGUUCAAAGUGAAGGCCGGACAGAUCGGGAAGCUGACGCUGAAGAUUCCCUGGAAGAAUCUUUACAAUGAAGCCGUGGUGGCCACGUUGGACGGUCUGUACCUGCUGGUCGUCCCUGGAGCCACGUUAAAGUUUGAUGCAGGGAAGGAGGAGCGUUACCAGCAGGAGAUGAAGCAGAGAGAGCUGCAGCACAUCGAGGAGGCACUGCAAACGGCUGCACGCCGAGAGAAACCUCAGGAGGAGAAGAAGGACACGUUUGUGGAGAAGAUGGCGACUCAGGUGAUCAAAAACCUGCAGGUUAAGAUCAGCAGCAUCCACCUGCGCUACGAGGAUGACCUGUCAGACCCACAGCGCCCCCUGUCUGUGGGAGUAACACUGUCAGAGCUCAGCCUGCAGACCACUGACGAGAACUGGAAGUCGUGUAUCCUGAACGAAGCGGCAAAGAUCAUCUAUAAGCUCGGCCGUCUGGACUGUCUGUGCGCCUACUGGAACGUUAACAGUCCCAUCUUUUACAAAGGAUCAUGGGAAACUAUCGUGGAUCAGCUGAAGUCUGGGAUCAGCACCAAAGACCGGGAGCUUCCUCACUAUCAGUACAUUUUUAAGCCGAUCUUUGCUUCGGCUAAAACGUGCAUCAACCCGAACGCUGAGCUGGAACUGAAAACUCCAAAAGCAAAUCUUCACCUGGAGGUUCAGAACAUCGCCAUAGAGAUGACCAAACCACAGUACCUGAGCAUGGUGGAGGUGCUGGAGUCCAUCGACUGCAUGGUAAAAAACGCCCCCUACAGGAAGUUCAAACCUGAUGUCAACGUCCACAUGAAUGCCAAACUCUGGUGGAGGUACGCCUUCAACAGCAUCAUGGAGGUCCACAUCAGACGCUACAGUCGCAUGUGGUCCUGGUCCAACAUCAAACAGCACAGAGAGCACCUGAAAGUCUACAAGAGUGCCUAUAAGACUAAACUGUUGAGCCAGAACAAGCCGAACCAAGACACAGAACGACAGGUCCAGGACCUGGAGAAAGUCCUGGACGUCUUCAACAUCACUUUAGCCCGGCAGCAGGCCCAGAUGGAGGUGAUCAGGUCCGGACAGAAGGUGGUGGGGAAGAAGGCACCAGGGGGGCAGAAGCAGGGAGGAGGUUUCUUCAGCAGCUUAUUUGGUAGAAAGGCCAAGAAGGAGGAGGCAGAGCCAGAGGAGUGCAAGGACACACAAAGUUCAGGUUUGGACGAGCUCAUCACGGCCGAGGAGAAAGAAAAACUCUACACUGCAAUCGGCUACAGCGGCAGCUCUCACAACCUGGCUUUACCCAAACAGUAUGUCGCCGUGGUCGUCACCUUCCAGCUGUUCAGGACCUCAGUGACGGUCCGAGAGCUGCCAGACAUCCCAGAGAUCCUCAAAGUCCAGAUGAUUGACCUCAGCACCAAAAUCUCUCAGAGACCUGGAGCUCAGGCCUUAAGGGUGGAGGUAGCGCUGGAGCACUGGUAUGUUACAGGUUUACAGCAGCAGGGGGCGGUACCUUCGCUCAUUGCCUCAGUAGGAGACUCCUCGUCCUCUCUGCUCAGCGUGGCGUUUGAGGUAAACCCACAGGAGAGCGCCGCCGACCAGCUGCUCAGAGUCCACUCUCAGCCUGUGGAGAUCAUCUACGACGCGCUGACGGUGAACAGUCUGGCCGACUUCUUUAAGACGGGGAAAGGUUUGGAUCUGGAGGUCCUGACCUCGGCCACGCUCUCCAAACUGGAGGAGAUCAAAGAGAAAACCGCUACAGGUUUGUCUCACAUUAUUGAAACCAGGAAGGUCCUGGACCUGAGGAUCGAUCUGAAGCCAUCCUACCUGCUGGUACCAAAGUCCGGUUUCUACAGCGAAACGUCAGACCUCAUCAUCAUAGACUUCGGCAGCUUACAAUUGAACAGUGUUGAGCAGAGCGGUCUCAGUUCGUCUCCGUCCUCCUUCUCCUCUUUGGAGGAAAUCAUGGAUCGAGCCUAUGAGAGAUACAACGUGGAGCUACGACGAGUCCAGGUGCUCUACAGCAAGUCAGGUGAAGCCUGGAAGUCAGCCCGGCUGCAGGGUUCAUCAGUCCAACACAUCCUCCAGCCAAUGGACUUCACUGUCCAGCUGGCCAAGUGUAUGGUGGAGAAGGACGCCAGGAUGCCCGGGUUAAAGGUGUCUGGGGAGCUGCCGCUACUGCAUGUUAAGAUCUCAGACCAGAAGAUAAAGAACGUUCUUGAACUGGUGGACAGCAUCCCGCUGCCCAGCAGGGGCUCCACCCCCUCCACCCCCACAGAGAAGGUGCUCUCGUUGGCGGAGGCCCGACCACGAGCGCUGAGCCUUCACCCCUCCCUCCUCAACACCAUGGAAACAGAUUCGGAUGAAGACACCAGUGAGAAGUCAACGGACGAGGAUCACCAGCGCUCGGCUCUGGAGGAGCUCACGGACCUUCACUUCAAGUUUGAAAUCAAAGAGGUGCUGUUGGAGCUAACCCGGCAGGUGGACCAGGAGAAGACCAUCCUGUCCUUAAGCGUCUGUGAGCUGGGAGCUGAAGGGAAGAGUCGGAGCUUCGACCUGAGGGUCUCCUCAUACCUGCGCAGAGUCACCCUGGACUACUGCGACGUACCAGACGGCAGGAAUCAUCCUCUCCACCUGAUCAGCUCCUCAGAGCAGCAGGGCUCCAACUUGCUGAAGGUGGAUUUCAUGAAGGCUGACCCCAGCGGCCCCAGCUUCCAGACUCUGUUCAACAACACGGAGCAAACACUGAAGGUGGAGUUCACCUCUCUGGACUUCCUGCUUCACACCAAAGCUCUGCUGUCAACCAUCAACUUCCUGAACAGCGCCGUGCCGCCGCAAUUCACCGCCGCUCGAGACCAAGAUGCCCAAAAAAAGGUGGAGAAGACUGGAGCGGGCCGGACAGUGUCUAAAGGAACCAAAGAUGGCGGCGUUUUCAGCUUCAAGCUGUUUGCAGUGUUGGGUUGUUUCCACGUGGAGGUGUGUGACGAUCGCUGCAGCAUCGCUGAUAUCAGAGUCCAAGGAAUCGAUGCGUCGGUGUUGGUGCAGGCGAAGGAGACGGAGGUGUUCGCUCGACUCCGAGACAUCUUGGUCACAGACGUCAGCCCCAAAACUGUCCACAGAAAGGCGGUGUCCAUCAUGGGUGAGGAGGUGUUCAGCUUCAAACUCUCCUUGUUUCCGGGGGCAACGGAGGGGGAGGGUUACAGCGACACGACAAAGGUGGACGGGAAGGUCACGAUGCGUCUGGGCUGCAUCCAGAUCAUCUACCUGCACAAGUUCCUCAUGUCGUUGCUGAUGUUCAUCGAUAACUUCCAGACGGCUAAAGAAGCUCUGAGCGCCGCCACAGCUCAGGCGGCGGAGAAGGCGGCGUCCAGAGUUCGGGGCUUCGCCCAGAAGAGUUUCCGUCUGUCCAUGGACAUCAAGCUGAAGGCACCGCUCAUCAUCAUCCCGCAGUCCUCCACCUCCCAUAAUGCCGUGGUGGCGGAUCUGGGUCUGAUCACGGUGGGGAACAGCUUCUCCCUGCUGCCGGCUGAAGGCUUCUGUCUGCCGGCGGUGGUGGAGAAGAUGGACAUCAAGCUGACUCAGCUGAAACUCUCCAGAACCACGCUGAAACAAGACUCCUCUCAGCCUGACUUUGAGAUCCUCCAGCCAAUCAACUUACAGCUGCUCGUCACCAGGAACCUGGCUGCUUCCUGGUUCACCAAGUUUCCUGGAGUCCAGGUCCAGGGGGUCCUGCGGUCCCUCAACAUGAGUCUGGGCGAGGAAGACCUCGGGGUGCUGAUGAUGGUCCUGGUGGAGAACAUCGGGGAGGGGAGUAAAGAGCACAGCAUGGAUGUCAAAAGACAGGUGGCUCAAGAGAAGGCGGAGCUUGCUCAGCAGCCGGUGGAGCUGGUAUCGUUACAGACGGGAUCAGCUUUGGCCGCCACCACCACCAUGAGUCUGACUGAAAACACCGUCAACGUUCUCCUCAAUUUUGAAAUCAAAGAGGUGCUGCUGACCCUAAAGAAGCCCAGAGAGCAGAAGGAGUCACCUUUCCUGGUCUUUCAUGUCGCUCACCUGGGCAUCAACACCGAAGUCAGGAAGUACGACAUGUGUGCCACGACGUACAUCAACAAGAUCACCAUGAAGUGCCUGGAGUUCGAAGACUCCAGCGGCGAGCCGUUGUGUCUCAUCAGCUCCUCGGUAGAGUCUGGAGCUGAACUGCUCAAAGUGCAGUAUUUCAAGGCCGACCGCUCGGGGCCGAACUUCUGCACAGUGCACAAGAACACGGAACAGAUGAUCAACGUAACCUUCACCUCUCUGGACCUCAUGCUCCACACUGAGGCUCUGCUGUCAGCCAUCAACUUUCUGUCGAUUGCGCUGUCGUCCAGCAGCGUGACGUCUCCAGAGAAGGAGAUCAGACCGAGGACAGAGGACAAGACGGUCUCCACCAAGUCCACUGCCCUGGUGUCACCGGCAGACAGCGAGGUCAUCGACCUGAAGGUGACGAUGACGCUGGGAGCCUUCAACGUCCUGGUCUGCGACCAAAGCUGCAACAUGGCUGACAUCAAGAUCCAAGGUCUUAAUGGCUCUCUGCUGGUGCAAGGACCACAAACUGACAUAUCGGCCCGCUUGAGAGACUUCAUCGUCCUCAACGUUGAUCCCAGAAGCAUCCACAAGAAGGCCAUCUCCAUCGUGGGUGAUGAGGUGUUCAGCUUCACCAUGAGUCUGACGCCCAACGCCACAGAGGGCGCCGGCUACGCCGACACCUCCAAAACCGACGGCAGGGUGAAGCUGAACGUGGGCUGCAUCCAGGUGGUUUACCUGCACAAGUUCAUCGUGUCUCUGCUGAACUUCGCCAACAACUUCCAGAUGGCUAAAGAAGCUCUGAGCGCCGCCACAGCUCAGGCGGCGGAGAAGGCGGCGUCCAGCGUUCGAGACUUUGCGCAGAAGAGUUUCCGUCUGGCCAUGGACAUCAAGCUGAAGGCUCCGCUCAUCGUCAUCCCCCAGUCCUCCACCUCCCAUGAUGCACUUGUGAUGGACCUGGGUCUGAUCACGGUGGGAAACAGCUUCUCUCUGCUACCCGUCGAUGGAUGCCCGCUGCCGGCCGUCAUCGACAACAUGGACGUCCAGUUGACGCAACUCAAACUCUCCAGGACCCUUAUGGACCCGGCGACGUGUCGACCCUGCAGUGAGCUUCUGGAACCGGUAAACCUGAACCUGAACAUUAAGAGGAACCUGGCUGCUUCCUGGUACAAGAAGAUGGUCGCUGUGGAGGUCGAUGGACAUCUGAAGCCCAUGAAGGUGGAGCUGAGCCAGGACGACCUGACGGUGCUGCUCAGGAUCCUGAUGGAGAAUCUGGGAGAGGCUGGUGGUCUGGAGCCUCCCGCCCCGAGACAGGAGGCCAGCGUGCAGCUCCGGGCGGCCGGAGGCCCCCCUGCAGGGGAUGCUGGGAAGCCCGCUGGAAGCAGUGACGAAGAGGAGGACGAAGCUGUGGAGACCAUGAAGUUUAACUUCACCAUCGAGUCUCUUGGUCUGAUUCUGUACAGCAAUGACCCAAAACAGCCGUUGGACCUGCAGCACCAGAAGAACCUGAGACUGGGCGAGUUCGCGCUCCACCUGCUGAAGACUUCAGGGAAGAUCCUGGCCAACGGCAGCAUGGAGGUGUCCACUGUCCUCAGCGCCUGCACGCUGGACGACAUGAGGACAGGCAUGGACAGGGUGACCUCACGCAUGGUGGGGCGGAGAGACGAGGAGAGCUCCGAGGCCAUGGUGGAGGUGACGUAUCGACAGAGUGCUGCAGAACGGGAGGUGGUGGCUGUCCUGCAGAAACUCUACCUGUGUGCCAGCGUGGAGUUUCUGAUGGCCGUCGCAGAUUUCUUUCUGCAGGCUCUGCCACAGAGUUCCACUCGGACCACCGCCUCUGCACCGAGCGACAGACUGCCACUGAGACAGACUGCCGAGCCGCGAGCCGACGCCAAGACCGUCUCGAUGGUCAGGACUCGUCUUCGGGCGGUGGUGGUGGACCCAGAGGUGGUGUUUGUAGCCAGCCUGAUGAAAGCGGACGCCCCCGCUCUCGUGGCCUCAUUUCAGUGUGACUUGACCCUGCAGGCCGAGGAGGACGCUACCCAGAACAUGAGAGCCAACCUGAGGGAGCUGAAAGUCCUGGCCUGCCCGUUCAUCCAAAACAAGAAGGACAAGGCUGUUACCACUGUGUUGAGACCCUGCUCACUCGCCCUGGAAACCAAAACCCACGCUAACCAAGGACUGAGCGGCUCUGUGAUGGUGGAGGAAGUCAUUAUCAAGAUCUCACCGUUCAUCCUCAACACGGUGAUGACAAUAACAGCCGCCAUGACGGCAAAGCAGUGUGACGAGCAGAGUCAGGAGUUAAGGCCGGGCGUCGACGACCUCUGGUCGGUCAUGAACAUCUACGGCUGUAAUUUCUGGUUCCUGGGGGUGGACCAGGCUGCCGAGGUCACCGAGAACUUCAGAGAGCAGGACGGACACAACGAGGGCGAGAGCUUUGCUGCAGAGGUCAAGGUGGUCCAGGUGACUCUGGAGUCCGGUUUGGGUCAUCGGACCGUCCCUCUGCUGCUGGCCGAGUCCUCCUUCAAUGGAUCGGCCAAAAACUGGUCGUCUCUGCUGCAGCUGACAGCCGACAUGACGCUGGAGGUUAACUACUUUAAUGAGCUUCAUGCAGUGUGGGAGCCUCUGAUCGAACGAGUUGACAGUGGCAAACGCAGAUGGAACCUGCAGCUCGAGAUGAAGAACAACCCGGUCCAGGACAAGAGUCCCGUUCACGGAGACGACUUCGUCAUUCUUCCUGAACCUCGCACAGCCAUCAGCAUCUGCUCCAAAGACACCAUGAACAUCACCGUCUCCCAGUGCAGCAUCAACGUCUUGUACAACCUCGCCAAGGUGUUCUCAGAGGGCACAGCCUCCACCUUCGACUCCUCUUUGAAAGAGAAAGCCCCCUUCACCAUCAGAAACUCUCUUGGGAUUCCUCUCAUCGUGCAGCACAGCAGCAACCUGAGGCCGGUGGGGUCAUCAGCGCAGGGACGGAUACAUGAGCUGUCCGUGGAUCAGAGCAUGGACCUGGAGUACUCUGUGUUCGAGCCGUCAUCACGGGGCAAACUGUCAGCUCUGCAGCGGCAAGAGAGCUGCCUGUUCCACCUCACCAUCGUUCCCUCCGGAUACAGCGAGAUCUCCAACAUCGCUGUAGACAAACCGGGUCGACGUCUCUACAACAUCCGUAGUCCGUUGAUACCGGAGGCGGUCUCUGUGCUGCUGCAGAUCGACGCUGCAGAGGGCAACAAGGUCAUCACUGUCCGUUCGCCGCUGCAGAUAAAGAAUCACUUCUCUGUGCCGUUCACCAUCCUGAUGUACUGUCCAAAGUCCAGGAGCCUGCAGAGCGUCGGACAGGCCGAACCUGAGAAAGAGUUUCACAUCGCCUUAGAAACAUACAGAUGUCAGCUGUUUGUACGUCCGGCGGGUCGUCUGGAGGCUCAGUACGGUCCGUCCUCCACCUGCGUGGCGUGGAAGGAGCAGGUGCACCGCAGCUCGGAGGUGCGUUCGGUGCUGCAGUGUCCGGCGGCCGACAGCAGCCUGCUGCCGCUGAUGGUCAGCACGCUGGCUGUCCCCGACGACCUGCGACACAUCGCCAGCCACGGAGAGGAAGACUGGUACCCCGCCUACGUCAUCCACCUCCACCCUGUGGCCACGCUACGCAACCUGCUGCCCUACACCGUCCGCUACUUGAUGGAGAACUCAGCAGACACUUAUGAGCUUCAGGAAGGAAGCACGUCGGACCUCCUGAACGCUCGUGUCUCAGGUGAGAUCAUGUCGUUGGUGCUGAUGAGGUAUCAGGGCCGCGACUGGCACGGACAUCUUCGUGUCGAACAGGAAAUGCCGGAGUUCUUUGCCGUGUGUCUCACGUGUGACUCGGACACCAACGUGACGGUGGAUGUGAGCGUUCACGUGACGAGGACGGCGAGCCGCCUGCUGCUGUCACUCUUCAGCCCGUACUGGAUCAUCAACAAAACUUCUCGAGUGCUGCAGUACAGAGCAGAGGACGUCAGCUUCAAACACCCGGCCGACUGCCGAGACAUCUUCCUGUUCUCUUUCAGGAAAAAGAACCUCUUCAGCAAGAACAAGCUCCAGUUGUGUGUGUCCACCAGCUCCUGGUCUGAAGGUUUCUCUCUGGACACCGUGGGAAGUUACGGCUGCGUUCGCUGUCCGGCUAACAACAUGGACUUCCUGGUGGGCGUCAGUAUCCAGAUGAGCAGUUUUAACCUGACCAGGAUCGUCACCAUGAGUCCAUUCUACACUCUGGUCAACAAGACGUCCUAUGAGCUGGAGGUGGGAGAAGUGACCAGCCAGACCUCCACCAGGUGGCACUACAUCGCCACCACAGAGUGCCUCCCUCUGUGGCCGGAGAACACUUCGGGGAAGUUGUGUGUCCGUGUGGUCGGAUCUGAAUCCACCUCCAAGUACUUCUUCUUUAACCGACAGGACAACGGCACCGUGCUGAGCCUCGACAUGUGCGGUGGGAUCAUCGUGGAUGUCAACAUCUCCGAUCUCGCCACCAUCAUCAGCUUCAGCGAUUACUAUGACGGAGCAGCUCCGGCCCUCCUGGUCAACCACACGCCCUGGGUCACCAUCAGCUACCGGCAAAGCGGCUCAGCGAUGGAUCACCAGCUACAACCCAACGAAGCCCGACGCUUUGCGUGGGACGACCCAGCCAGCGCCCGAACGCUCAGCUGGAGCUCCGGGGGACAUUCUGGAGAGCUGGACCUGCUGAAGGAUGAGGUGGGUCAGUUCUCCUACGACAACUUGAGUCAGAUCCACUGGGUUUCCUUUCUGGACGGACGCCAGCGGGUACUGCUGUUCACCGAGGACGUCGCCGUGGUGACAAAAGCUCGGCAGGCCGAGGAGCUGGAACAGUUCCAGCAAGAAGUAAAGGUGUCGCUGCAGAACCUGGGACUGUCCCUGAUCAACAACAGCAGCCGGAAGGAGAUCGCUUACAUCGGCAUCACCAGCUCAGGUGUGGUUUGGGAGAUGAAGCCAAAGAAUCGCUGGAAGCCGUUCAAUCAGAAAAACAUCAUCCUGCUGGAGGAAACAUACCAGCGUCAGCUGAGCGGGAAGACCGAGGGGGGCUGGGUCAAACUGCAGACCAACCUGGAGGUGAACCUCAGUGGUGUGACCAUGAUGAUGCGUCAGCCGUUUUCCUGCCAGGUGAGGAGGAACUUCCUGUCUGGGAUCCAGGUGGAGUACAAACAGUCACUGCAUCAGCGUAGUCUGAGGGCCCAGCUGCACUGGCUGCAGGUGGAUAACCAGCUGCCAGGUGCCAUUUUCCCCAUCGUCUUCCACCCUGUUCCUCCUCCGAAGUCCAUCGCUCUGGACUCAGAGCCGAAGCCGUUCAUCGACGUGUCCAUCAUCACCAGGUUCAACCAGUACAGCAGUGUCAUGCAGUUCAAAUACUUCAUGGCUCUGGUUCAAGAGAUGGCGGUGAAAAUCGAUCAGGGUUUCCUGGAAGCCAUCGUGGCUGUGUUCACACCUGCCGCUGACCCCCAGGCCGACAGACAGAAGUCUCGCCUGUUAGAGAGAGAUCUGCAGCUGCUGCAGUCCGAGCUGACGGAGGUGUCGCUCACCGACGCUUCAGGACUCAGCUUCUUCGAACAUUUCCACAUCUCCCCCAUUAAGCUUCAUCUCAGUCUGUCUCUGGGCUCCAGCGGUGGGAACUCGUCUCAGGGGACAGUGUCCGUUGAGUCUCUUAACCUGCUGUUAAAAAGUAUCGGUGCCACGCUGACCGACGUUGAUGACCUCAUUUUCAAACUGGCCUUCUUCGAGGUGAAGUACCAGUUUUACAGCAGAGAGAAGCUGAUGUGGGCGGUGGUCCGGCACUACAGUGAGCAGUUCCUGAAGCAGAUGUAUGUUCUGGUUCUGGGUCUGGACGUCCUGGGAAACCCGUUUGGACUGAUCCGAGGUCUGUCUGAGGGAGUGGAGGCCUUCUUCUACGAACCUUUCCAGGGGGCGGUCCAGGGUCCAGAGGAGUUCGCUGAAGGUUUUGUGAUCGGAGUCCGUAGCCUGCUGGGUCACACUGUCGGUGGCGCUGCAGGGGUGGUUUCCAGGAUCACGGGGUCGGUGGGUAAAGGUCUGGCAGCCAUCACCAUGGAUAAGGAGUACCAACAGAAACGACGAGAGGAGAUGAACCGACCGCCUAGAGACUUCGGAGAGAGUCUGGCUAAAGGAGGAGUUGGACUGCUGAAGGGAGUCAUGGGUGGAGUAACAGGCAUCGUCACCAAACCUGUGGAGGGGGCGAAGAAGGAGGGCGCAGCAGGUUUCUUUAAGGGCAUCGGGAAAGGUCUGGUAGGCGUGGUGGCCCGGCCGACAGGCGGCAUCGUGGACAUGGCCAGCAGCACCUUCCAGGGCAUCCAGAGAGCGGCGGAGUCGACAGAGGAAGUGACCAAACUGCGGCCGGUGCGUCUGAUCAGGGAGGACGGGAUCAUCCGACCGUAUGACCUGACGGAGUCACAGGGCUUCGACCUCUUCCAGCCUGAUGAGGAAUAAACAGGGUUUGAGCGGAUCAACGUUUCAUUCAAGUGCUUUUAUAGACCAUAAACUACAUUCAGUCUUUCAUUCAUUCAUUCAGUCAUUCUUUCUCACAUGUAAAUAUUGUCAUUCAUCUAUAAAUAUGUUUUAUACAUGAACCAAUAAAUACCGAGAUAAUUCAGGUUUCUAUGCAUGCCAUAUCUUUCUCUCAUACCUCAAACAUUUUAUUACUUUUUUCUAGAAUAAACAUGUCUGCUUUUUAUUUCUGAAAUACUUAAGUACUUUAUUUUUUAACUUUGUUCAUAACCAUGUAGAGUUUAUCGACCCAUCUACCAGGUAGUGGAACUGGUUUCCCUAGAAAGCUGUGGUUCAUGUGCCCUCUCCUGUAGAUCGUAGCAAUACUUUUGUAACAGACUUUGUUCUGGAGCGUAUCUAAGUCUGUGAUGUUGAAUGCUUCUGUGUAAUCCAGUCUGAACUCAUAUUAUGCAUCAGCAUGACCUCUGACCUCUGGCUGUGUCGUGCUCGUGUUGAGCUUUAAAUGUGUGUGUGUGUGUGUGUGUGUUGUUAGCUGAGCGAGAACACGGGGGAGUUCUGAAUGAAUCUGCAAACAUAACCCCCCCCCCCGUCAUGGUAAAUCAUAUUGUAGCUUUUAUACUGUGUAAUGUAAAGCAGACGAGAUGUUUAACCCUGUAAGACCCAACUAUAGAAAAAAAUGAUUUCACUCGUCAGAUGUUGCUGUAGGAGGCCUCUGAUGCAGAUAAUGAAGGAUUUUUGAAUUUUUUUUCUUUUAGUAAGUGUUUGGGGCCUUGCUGGGAGCAGAAUUUCAGCAUUUGCACUCACAUUGUCACACAAAUCUAUAGAACAGCUAUGGCAGUGUGGAUUGUAAAUAUCACGACUAGGAAUCACCCAACGGUCAUCAAGGGAAUCAGAAUUUAUUAAAAAUUUAAAAUAUUAUAUACAAAACACAUUUAAAACUUUGUCAAAGAACCUCAUUGACAGUGAUAAUCCCAAAAGCACAAAAGACGGAGAUUACACUUCCCGUAAAGCUUCUUAGAAUGUCUAAUUUUUAGUCUUUACUUGGAGAUAUGUUACGAUGUCACUGCGCACAUCUGUGGGUGGUUCACAUGACCUCUUAGCUGGGAUCCCAUUUGGUGGAUCCCCAAAACCUGAGGAUGGUCUCUUCAGGUCUCUGAGGCGUCACUGUUAGGGACGUCAAAGGGCUCCCACUGACUGAAGAUGGCCGCCCUCUCCUUGAAUCAGAUGCGAUGUGAAACUUACAUUAAAGACCGGAUAAUCAGUGAAAUAUUAAAUAUGGUAAACAGCGGAAAUGGAUUCACACCAGAGUGAGAGAGGAUGCGAGUUGCGCCUGGAACAGUCUCCUGUUCAGCAUCAGCACCACUGCUGACAUCUGGACCAGAGAAAUCUGAAUUAGUGAUGAAAUCCUUUUUUCAGGAAGCGAUACCUGUCCCAGGGCGUCGUCGGUUAAGUUGCUUUUCUCAUCAUCGUCAUCAGCUGGACAAUCAGCGGGUGUCUGAUUCUCUUUGACCAGCUCAUUGAUAUGUUCAACAAGCUCUUCAUCACUCAAAUAACUUUUUUUCGAAUUCGAAAAGCAAAAAUGGCAUCAUGCACACUAUGGUAAACAAUAGUUGCAAGAGUGUGUUCAGGUUUACAUAGUUUCAAUGCAGAUGAAUCCUAAUUAUGAUACAUUCCACUGAAGUGACACAAUACUGUGUGGCCAGCCUAAUGUGCACUCUACUUAACAUUAUGAAAGGAAUAUGCAAACCCCCGAACAUUCAGACCUGCCCUGAACAAUGCACCAUGCACGCAACCCCCCACAUUUCAGAACAUUUGUGCCAUCCUCCAAACCACUCCACAAACAACUCCCCUGCCUUACUAAACAAGCAGAUAUUUGGAAAAACAAAUAAAGACUAUAUUUUACUGCUAACAUACAGGAACAAUUUCAAAUAUUGGUACUAAAAUACUGCAACCAGAAAUCAUUUAUUCUUUUAGAACUAUACGAAUCUGGUCUAAACUGACAAUAAAACACAUCAAAUACAUUGUAUUUCUCUAAGUAUUUAUCCUAUUUGAGAAGUGCAACGUCUCAAGUGCUACUUUGAUUACCAUUCUCACCCAGCGUUGUAAAAUUACAACAAAGACAUAACAGCUGAAAAUCUAAUUUGACGCAUGCAUUCCACAAUAAUAUUAUAUAGUAUAGUAUAUAAAUGAACUAGACAUUCUAACAAUCACAAAAAGAAUAUUUCAGGGAUUUUACUCACUUCAGUGUUGAUAUAUCCAGUCCCAUGAAACGAGGAGAAGUGCUUCCAGGAAAGUUUGCAGGUCGUAUGAGUUCAUGGCCUUGUGCCCAGACAUGUGUACACAUUUAGUAUCCAAUGGCAUUGUGAGCUAAACAAUAGGACCCAUUGGCUAUGUACAUGUGGUCUUUCAAAAUAAAACAUUUGCAGAUGUAUUUUUUGGAGAGCUAAAAGUGAGCGGGUCUUACAGGGUUAACCUCACGCCACCUAUUAAUAAUCCAGCCAUCGCCUGUAACCGCUUCACCGUGCAGGGUCGCGGGGGGGCUGGAGCGAGAGGCGGGGUACACCUGGACAGGUCCCCAGUUCAUCACAGGGCCCUAUCUAGACUGUUAGUUCAGGAGCCAUCAGGUGGUUGAGUGAUUCAGUGAGUCAGCUGUUUUUUAACCCUCUGUGCUAUACUCACAUUUUGAAAAUAAUUAUUGUCUGAAUAUAGUGAUGCAGUGAAAGAUUAGAUUCAAAUAAAAAUUAAAUAAACUCUUAAAUUUAAAUCACCCGUCUGAGUAGCCAUCUUUAAAAGCUUCAGACGAACGUUACAGAGCAGGAAAACCUUCCUCCAGACUCCUCCUCCUCCUCCUUGAGCCUCAGCUGGCCCUCAGACCCUCCUGAGCUUACAGCUUUAUUUUUCUAGUCUUUCUUUGAGG
Micropterus salmoides (largemouth bass) is the source of this 13722-nucleotide messenger RNA. It is a transcript of the gene vps13c, whose product is annotated as vacuolar protein sorting 13 homolog C. Gene Ontology annotation, cellular component: extrinsic component of membrane. Gene Ontology annotation, biological process: protein retention in Golgi apparatus; protein targeting to vacuole; mitochondrion organization. The record is from RefSeq and is a predicted model, not a curated record. NCBI's taxonomy places the organism in Eukaryota, Metazoa, Chordata, Actinopteri, Centrarchiformes, Centrarchidae. The coding region runs from base 87 to 10787 and encodes 3566 amino acids. The transcript has 81 exons.